Molecule: messenger RNA, 2100 nt
Organism: Prionailurus viverrinus (fishing cat)
Lineage: Eukaryota; Metazoa; Chordata; Mammalia; Carnivora; Felidae
Gene: HEMK2
Product: N-6 adenine-specific DNA methyltransferase 1
Exons: 8
Coding region: 18-773 (251 amino acids)
Biological process (GO): methylation
Cellular component (GO): eRF1 methyltransferase complex
Molecular function (GO): S-adenosylmethionine-dependent methyltransferase activity; nucleic acid binding; protein methyltransferase activity
Source: RefSeq, a predicted model, not a curated record
ACGGAGAGAGAAGCGAGAUGGCGGCGCCGGGUCUCCCGACGCCGCUGCACCGACAUGUGGGCCGGGGCGCCUUCAGCAAUGUGUACGAGCCGGCGGAGGAUACGUUCCUGCUGCUGGACGCGCUCGAGGCGGCAGCGGCCGAGCUCAUGGGAGUGGAAAUAUGCCUUGAAGUAGGGUCAGGGUCUGGAGUGGUAUCUGCAUUCCUAGCCUCUCUGAUAGGUCCUCAGGCCUUGUACAUGUGCACUGAUAUCAACCCUGAGGCAGCAGCUUGUACUCUGGAGACAGCACACUGUAACAAAGUCCACAUUCAGCCAGUGAUUACAGACUUGGUAGUCUUUAAUUUCAUGGUAACAGGAUACUUGUGUGUCCGUAUCUUAUUCCUCAGCAAACAGCUUCUUCGCCACCACCCACCCCCAACCCCCCUCAUGGUCAAAGGCUUGCUACCAAGAUUGAAGGAAAAAGUUGAUCUUCUGGUGUUUAAUCCCCCCUAUGUAGUGACUCCACCUGAAGAGGUGGGAAGUCACGGAGUAGAGGCUGCUUGGGCCGGUGGCAGAAAUGGUCGAGAAGUCAUGGACAGGUUCUUCCCACUGGCUGCAGAUCUUCUGUCACCAAGAGGAUUAUUCUAUUUAGUUACCAUUAAAGAAAAUAAUCCAGAAGAAAUUUUGAAAACAAUGACAACAAAGGGUCUACAAGGGACUGUGGCACUUUCCAGGCAAGCAGGCCGAGAAGCUCUCUCAGUCCUGAAGUUCACCAAGUGCCAUGUAUUGUGCUGAAUUGAUGAUAAAAGACUUGAAGUGUAAGUACAUUUUAAGACUGGAAAUAGAGGGAUGGAGGAAGAUACAUCAGACAAACCCACAAGGUGAGAUAGCUACAUUAAUAGUUGACUGUACUGGGUUGAACAGUUCUCACCACCCCCCCCACCCCCGCCCCGCUCCCAAUUCAUGUCCAACCAGAACCUAUCAGUGCGAUCUUAUUUGGAAAGAGGGACUCUGCAGAUGUAAUCCAGUUAAGAGGACAUUAAGGUAAGGAGGGGCCAACACGGUGGAGAAGUAGGGGGAAUCCAUGCUUCCUAUGUUCUCAAAGAAGUGUAGAAGCCAAAGGACUCUGAACACCAGAGUCUGGGAGGAAAAGAGACUGAAUCUACUAGGAAGAAAAUGGGAAAGCUGGAAAAAAGUUUAGGUGGGUAACUGCAGACUGGGGGAGAUAAAAAAAGGCCGCAUGGGCACGGCGUGGAGGGACCCCCUUUGCAGAGAGACAGAGGGAAGAAGAGAAACAGUGGCUGGGAAAGUGCAGGACCCUAUCUGGCCAGGAGAGAGACCUCGGACUGAGGCUGAGAGGGAUCCCAUCUCUAACUGGGGGGCUUUCUUCGGGCUGGGGCCGGCUCCCUGUUCGGGCCCCUGGGGAGGAGGGGAGCUGGGCCUGGGUGCGGUGGUUGGUCAGGGGCUCGGUCCACAGCUGGAGAAAGCGGUUCCCUCCCUGGAGGGCUGCGCGAUAGCACAGAACUGCCUGCGUCUGCCACCCUGGGGGCUCGAGGGGGCAGCGGCUCUGAGUCCGCAGUAGGAGAAGUCGGUCCUCCCAGAAGUGUGGCAGCACAGACAAAGCCAGCCGGGGCCACACAUCGCCGCACUGAGAGGCGCUUUCCCAGCGUCAGAGCGCACGGAGCGGGACUUUGAAUCCUAGCCAAGUGCGGGGUCAGGGGAGUUGGCCAAGCGAGAAGGACCGACCCAUCUGCGCCCGCCGCACAGUGCAGUGCGGACGACUCGAACGGAGUCCACCGGGUGGGCUCCACGGAGAAGAGACGGGGGAUCACCAUUCCAUUCCCCACCCCCACCCCCCACCACGACCAAGGCGGGGCCUCAGGGAUCACUCCCGGACCCACAGUAGAGGUGGGUUCAGAAUACACCAAACCACGCCCCCUUGCACUGGGUAACUGCUUACCCACCCGAGGGGCACCGACCCUGCGGACAGCUCCUCCCGACCAGCGACCAGCGGCGCAGCAUUGCCUGGAUUAACUCUAGGUCAAUUCUGGAUAUACAGCUAUAUUCUCCCCCACCCACCCGCCCAUUUCUCCUCCUUACCUCUUCCCUCCCCUAGGCUGGU